Molecule: messenger RNA, 6709 nt
Organism: Pan troglodytes (chimpanzee)
Lineage: Eukaryota; Metazoa; Chordata; Mammalia; Primates; Hominidae
Product: olfactory receptor 2T3-like
Biological process (GO): G protein-coupled receptor signaling pathway
Cellular component (GO): membrane
Molecular function (GO): olfactory receptor activity; G protein-coupled receptor activity
Source: RefSeq, a predicted model, not a curated record
GUUUGCCAAGAUCUAUAUUAAGAAAAACUUUAUCUUUGAAAUCAUGAAGAAGGAAAAAAUUAUGCAAGUUUUGCUGUCACACAUCAAACUGAAAAAGUUAUAGCCACAGUAUAUUGUCUUAGGUAUUCUAUUUUAUUAUUGUUAAUCUCUUACUGUGCCUAACUUAUAAAUUCAACUUGAUCAUAGGUAUGUAUGCAUGGGAUAAAAUAUGGUGUAUAUAUAGGGCUCAGUACUGUCUGCAGUUCCAGAUAUCCAGCAGGGGUCUUGAAAACUGUCUCCCACUGAUAAGGGGAAACUGUACCUUUGUCCACUACUCAAACUGAUGCAUAGCAUCUUCUGGUUUGCUAUGACUUCAUGUAUGUAAAACUUCUAAAGUACCUGGCACACGUAAAGCCCUAUUGGUUUAUGGUUUGGGGAAUACCAAACUUCCUGUUUCUCAUCUUCCAUCUUAGUGCCUUCCACACCAUUUAUCUUCUCUCAUAAGCUUUAAUCAAAGCAGAAAGAUCCCAAUAUACUAUCCUUGGCCCCCUUUUUCUCAUUCAGGAACAAAUAAUCGAUGACUCUUAGAGCUAUGUGGCACUUAGGAUUAGUAACAUGUUGGUGACAUGCCAUUCUUUUACUGAAAGAACACUGAGGUCUGGAGAAGUAACUAUGCGCGUCAUCCCCAGAGCAAUUUGACAGCUGAGCAAAGCACAAUGGCAUUCGCUGUUAUUUGUGGCUAAACACCUUUAAAAAGUCCCCAAUAUAUUUUCAUUUUUAGAAAUCCUCACUUUAGACUUAAAAUGAUCUGCUUCUAUGAGGAUUUUUGAUAUGAUACAUUAAUCAAACUUAACUAUGUGCCCCUUAAGAAUAUUGUCAGUUCUAUCAAUCUUCAUAGCUCACCCAGUGCUAGGUGAGUGUUUUACGUUGUGUCAAGUGGAGAAGAUCAGUUCUGGUUAGCAGCUUUAUUGCCACAGAAAGGACACUGGCAGGUACUUCUCAUAGCUCUAGUCAUGCUGAAUUCCCGGAAAGGGGUGUCAGAAUGAAUUGCUCUAAGCUCUUCUCCCUGGUAGAAGAACAUCUGACCUCUCUUGGAGAUCUCUUCAAUUUUCGGUGGAAACCGUGAGCCAGUCAUGUGCUCAGGGAAUCAAACUUCUCAGAAUCAAACAGCAAGCACCGAUUUCACCCUCACGGGACUCUUUGCUGAGAGCAAGCAUGCUGCCCUCCUCUACACCGUGACCUUCCUUCUUUUCUUGAUGGCCCUCACUGGGAAUGCCCUCCUCAUCCUCCUCAUCCUCCUCAUCCUCUCAGAGCCCCGCCUCCACACCCCCAUGUACUUCUUCAUCAGCCAGCUCGCACUUAUGGAUCUCAUGUACAUAUGCGUGACUGUGCCCAAGAUGCUUGUGGGCCAGGUCACUGGAGAUUAUACCAUUUCCCCAUCAGGCUGUGGGAUCCAGAUGUUCUUCUACCUGACCCUGGCUGGAGCUGAGGUUUUCCUCCUGGCUGCCAUGGCCUAUGACCGAUAUGCUGCUGUUUGCAGACUUCUCCAUUACCCACUGCUGAUGAACCAGAGGGUGUGCCAGCUCCUGGUGUCAGCCUGCUGGGUUUUGGGAAUGGUUGAUGGUUUGUUGCCCCCCAUUACCAUGAGCUUCCCCUUUUGCCAGUCUAGGAAAAUCCUGAGUUUUUUCUGUGAGACUCCUGCCCUGCUGAAGCUCUCCUGCUCUGACGUCUCCCUCUAUAAGACGCUCAUGUACCUGUGCUGCAUCCUCAUGCUUCUCGCCCCCAUCAUGGUCAUCUCCAGCUCAUACACCCUCAUCCUGCACCUCAUCCACAGGAUGAAUUCCGCCGCCGGCCGCAGGAAGGCCUUGGCCACCUGCUCCUCCCACAUGAUCAUAGUGCUGCUCUUCUUCGGUGCUUCCUUCUACACCUACAUGCUCCCGAGUUCCUACCACACAGCUGAGCAGGACAUGAUGGUGUCUGCCUUUUACACCAUCUUCACUCCUGUGCUGAACCCCCUCAUUUACAGUCUCCGCAACAAAGAUGUCACCAGGGCUCUGAGGAGCAUGAUGCAGUCAAGAAUGAACCAAGAAAAGUAGUAAAGGGCAAGCAUUGUCCCCUCCUCUUUCUAUAAUUCCGUUACUCCCUAUCUCUCCUCUCUUUUGCCCUCAGGUCCCCGGGUCCCCAGCACAAAGCCCACUCAUAUUUUCCUUCUUUCUUAUACGUGGCGUUUUCCCUCCAUACUGCUUAUUGCUCCCAUUUAUCUCAUUGGAUUUAAUAUCUUUGGAGUGUUUUUAACUGCACUGCUGUAGCUGACCUAUGAAAGACCUUAUAGAGUGCCUUUUAUCUUAUCUCCCAUCCCAGGUUCAUUGAGCAUUUUAGUAUGAGACUUGGUCUUAAACACUUUACCCCUCGAAGAGACUCAUUGUAAAGACUUAGAAUCCUAGCAGAGCCCUAGAGGGGAGUAUUGGCUGCUCCCUCCCUUUGCAAUACAUUGUAAACCUCGGUUCACAUUGGCAGCCACUGGGGUCAGUGUUUCUGCUAUUGUAUCUCAGUAAGUACAAAGAAACGCAUUUUCUCCAAAGGCUGAAGUGAACUUUGUAGUGUAAACACCAGUAGUUUUAGCAUUGGCCAUUGGAACCACCUAAACCAAAAAUGAAUCCAUUUCAAAAUUCAAAGAAUAGGUUCAUCUCUUUCAUAGUAUGUAAAUAAAAGUAGUUCCAGAUUUAGUUUCUUUAGGAUUUAGUCUAUUCCAGACAAUGGUCUACUACGUUUACACUAAAUAUCAUAACAGUCGCGUGCGAUAAUGGAGACUUAGGAAAGCUUAACCCCCUCAGCAUGUUUCUUCUGAAACUGGGAAAACCAGCAAAAUGGUUAUAAACUUGUCACUAACCUUUAGUUUGCCAGAUGUAUAUCAUGCUACAAAGGCAACUUCUGUAAAUCUAUGAGCAGCAGAUCACUAUCAUUUUCAUUAACAAAAUAAUUCAUGGGUCUAGUAUUUCUGGAACGUGAGAAAUUAGGAAAGAAAUACAUUUGUUCUAAUUAAUAUGCAAGAAGCUGAAUCUCGAGCUGUAUCGUGAAGCUGUUAAUUUACUUCCCCUUGGCACAGCCCUGAGCUUGCCUGAUUUACCGACAAUGAAUGGAAGCCAGGUGUUCCCAUGCCUAUCGCAUCUUCGAGAGAACUGUCAAGUACUUGCUUUACGUGACACAUUGGCUGAACACUUUUGCUUCUCACUGAAAAUUAUUCCUGCGGUGCAUGAAAGGAGUUUGUCUGAGUUUGUGUACAGAGAUCUGAAUUUGGAAGUAAAUUCCACCAAGUGGUGCAGAAAUAUCACUUGUAAGAGGGGGUUGUUAGAGGUAGGUAAAAUUUCGUUUCAGAAAUUGCUGUAAUUAAAUGGGCAAAACUGCUCAAAUGGACACCACAGAUGACUAACAAUGUUCUUAUGUUGUCAUUAUAUUAUUUAAUUAUAUUAUUGACCUCAGGAACGUGUACAGAGAGGGAUUGCUGAAUUAUAUAGUAGCUCUAUUUUUAAUCUUUAUAAAACUGUCAUACAGCUUUCAACACAGGCUGUUGCAACUUACGUUUCUACCAGCAAUGCACAUGUACAAGGGAUCCAUUUUCUACACACACUUGAGAGCCCUUGUUAUGUAUUGUCUGGUAAUAGCCAUCCUAGCAGGUGUGAGCUGAUAGCUCAUUGUGGUUUUGAUUUGCAUGGCCCUGAUGAUUAGUGAUGUUGAACAUCUUUUCAUUCACCUGUUGCCUACUUGUAUUCCCUCUUUGGAAGAAUGUCUAUUCACACUGUCUUUACCAUUUUUAAGUUGGGUAAUUUGAUAUUUGUUAAUGAUUUUGUCAGUUUCUUUUAUAUUUUGGAUGCUAACUCCUUAUCCAAAAUAUGGUUUGCAGAUAUGUUCUCCCAUUGCCGAGAUUACCUUUUCAUUUUGUUGUUUCCUUUUCUGUGCAAAAGUUUUUGUAUGUUGAUGCAGUCCUACUUGCUUAUUUUGCUUUUGUUGCCUUAAUUUUUGUGUCAUAGCAAAAAUAUCACGGCCAAGAUCAAUGUCAAAGAGCUAUUUCCCUAUGUCAUCAUCCAGGACUUUUACAAGUCCAGGUCUUACAUUUAAGUCUUCGAUCCAUUUAGAUUUGGUUUUGGGGGAAUAGUGUAGGAUAAGAAUCCAAUUUCGUUCCUCUGCAUGUAUGUGUCUGGUUUUCCCAAUGCCAUUUAUUGAACAGACUAUCCUUUCUUCAUGCUGCAUUUUUGGCACCCUCAUCAAAGACUAAUUGACCAUAUAAGCAUGGCUUUAUUUCUAUAAUUUGUAAUAUAGUUUGAAAUCGGAGUCUGAAGCCUCCAGCUUUGUUCUUUUUAUCAAUAUUGCUUUGGCUAUUUGAUAUUUUUGUGCAUUCACAAAAUUUCUAGAAUGGUUUUAUUCUAUUUAUGUAAAAAAUGCCUGUGGAAUUUUAGUUGGGGUUAUACUGAAUCAGACAUUUUCUGGAGUAAUAUGGACAUUUAAAGAAUAUUAUUCUAACCCAUUAACAUGAGAUAUCUUUCCACUUAUUUAUCUCCUCUUGAGUGAACAGAUCUUUCACUCCCUCAGCUGUAUUUAUUCCUAUGUAUUUUAUUCUAUUGGAUGGUAUUGGGAAUGGUAUUCUUUUCUUAAUUACAUAUUUGGAUGGUUCCUUUUUGGUGUAUAGAAAUACAACCCAUUUAUAUAUGUUUAUUUUGUAUCCUGCAAGUUUCUUGAAUUCUUUAAUUCUGACGGGAUUUUGGUGGAGUCUUUAGAGUUUUUUAUAUGUAAAAUCAUGUCAUCUGCAAACAGAUGGCAAGAUAAUUUAACUUCCUCUGAUUUGAAAGCCUUUUCUUUCUUUUUAUUGCCUAAUUGCUCUGGCUAGUUUCCAGUAUUACGUUGAAUAGAAGCAGUGAGAGUGAGCACUCUUGUCUUCCUGAUCUUAGCUGAAAAUCUUUGCUUUUCACCAUUGAGUAUGAUUUAGCUGUGAGAUUUAUUAUGUAAAGGCACAUUCCUUCUAUAACAAAUCUGAGUUUUUAUCAUGAAAAGAUGUUGAAUUUUAUCCAAUGCUUUUUCUAUGUCUAUUGAGAUGCACAAUUGUUUUUGUCAUUUAUUCUGUUAAUGUGGCAUAUCAUAUUUAUUGAUUGGUGUAUGUUGAACCAUCUUUGCAUCUGUGGGAAAAAAAUUUGGGACCCCAAUUUACUAUGCCAAAAGGAAAAAAGAUAUUAAGCUGAAAGCUGAGUUAUGCAAGAAACUGCAUUUCCUUUGGUUUUUGUUUUCUUUUUGUUCCUAAUCAGUUAACUACAGAUAAAAGGUUAGAGUAACAGGCAGUAACUCCACAUUCUCCUUACCUGACAUAAAGUGAUGAUCCUUCUACUGAGUGUGAAAGGAAUACAUAAAUGACUAUUCACCUACCUGCUUCUUUGCUUCUUUUCUUCUUGCAACCUGUGGAUUAUCAUACUCUCCCUCUUUCCCCUCUAGCCUGCUUUCCCCUUUAAAUAUUAAAGUCCUCAAAAUUAUCUUUAAAGAAAAGCACAGACCACAGACUGUUUCUGUAAUUCUGUGUUCUUUUUUCCAAGCAUGUCCUUUACCUUGGUGAAAUAAACUUUCAAUCUGAUUGAGACCUGUCUCACAUACUUUUGGUUUAUACAUCCUAGGAAUAAUCCCACUUGAUUAUGGUGAAGUAUCCUUUUAAUGCACUGCUUAAUUUGGUUUGUUAGUAUUUUGUUAAUUUUUAUAAAAAAUUAUGAAAGCUGUUUAUCAGGAAUAGUGACCUAUAAUACUUUGGGAGUUAGUGUUCUUAUCUGGCUUUGGUUUAAAGGUGAUGUUGUCUUCAGUAAAUGAAUUUGGAAGUGUUUUUCCUCUUCACUUUUUUGAAAAAAUUAGAGGAGGAUGUGUUAGUUCUUUAAGUGCUUGGAUGAAUUCACCAUGAAGUCUUCUAGUCUUAGGCUUUUCUUGGGAGAUUUAUUUAUUUAUUUAUUUUUUUGAGACAAAGUCUCACUCUGUCGCCCAUACUCGGAGUGCAGUGGCAUGACCUCGGCUCACUGCAACCUCCGCCUCCUGGGUCCAAGUGAUCAUUUCAUGUGCUGAGUACUCUUAUACCUACUUUCUUAGCAAUUCUCAAGUACAUAAUUGUUGGAACUGUAGUCAGCAUGAUGUACCAUAAACCUCGUGAACUUAUUUCUCCUGCUUAAAUAAAAUCUUGUAUCCUUUGACCCACAUCUUCUCUUUCCUUCCUUGCUCCAAACUCUGGUAACCACCAUUUUACUCUUUGAUUCUAUGUGUUUGACUAUUGAACACUUCACAUAUAAAUGAAAUUGUGCAAUAUUUGUCCUAUGCCAGGCUUAUUUUAUUUAAAAUAUUGUCCUCUGGGCUUAUCCAUAUUUUUCCAAAUUAUAGAAUUGUCUUUGAUUUGACAAACUGAUCAUAAUAUGUCUCAGGUAUAAUGUUUUGGUUUGUUCUUGCUUGGGUUCCUUUGAACUUUAUGAAUCUGCAUGUCUCUAUCACUCACAAAUUUAGGAAAUGUUGUCAUUUUAGCUUUCUGUUUUUCUCUCUUCUCCUUCUGUGAAUGUCAUAAUGCACAUAUGUAUUUGCUUGAUGUUGUCUUAUAGUUUCCAGAUGCUUCUGCAUUUUAUUUUUUUGUUCCUCUAACUGUAUGAUCUAAAUUCAAGUUCAUUGUUUCCUUUCUCUGUAUGAUGAAAUAUGUUAUUAAAGUACUCUAUUGAACUUCUCA